AUGCGCGAGCGCAUAGAUUGCCGCAGUCGGAUGGAGGGUCGCUGGCGGUCGCGUCUGCCCAGCUUCAGCGAACACGAGCGCCGGAUGCUCACAGGCUCUGCAGACUUCAUAGGUGUAAAUGAAUACACAUCAUCACUGGGGAGGUCCAAUGAAUCUGCAGGGGAUGCUGGAGCCAGCAUGGACCUCAACCCACAGUGGCCAACUGCUGCAGUCAAAUGGCUUCAGAGCUAUAUGUCAGAAAUGCUGAAAGCUAUUUAUGUGGACAAAGCGCCUGUCAUUGGAUACACAUACUGGAGCCUCAUGGACAGUUACGAGUGGGAUAAUGGCUACAGGAUCAAGUUUGGCCUCUACUCGGUGGACUUCAAGCACUCGGACAGGAAGCGGCGUCCUAAGCAAUCUGCACGAGUGAUUGCCGCAAUCAUUAAGCGCAAGCGUCUGCCACAAUGGCUGAACAUGACUGCUGAAAGCAUAGGCAAAAGUUUGGGUUAAAGAAGUAUUAUUGUGGCUAUAUGAUCACUUC
Messenger RNA from Schistocerca serialis cubense, 520 nucleotides. RefSeq names its product lactase/phlorizin hydrolase-like. The coding region runs from base 1 to 489 and encodes 162 amino acids. The record is from RefSeq and is a predicted model, not a curated record. NCBI's taxonomy places the organism in Eukaryota, Metazoa, Arthropoda, Insecta, Orthoptera, Acrididae. Gene Ontology annotation, molecular function: beta-glucosidase activity. Gene Ontology annotation, biological process: carbohydrate metabolic process. The transcript is spliced from 4 exons.